UCGAAAAAAUGUCAUUAUUAACGUUAUUAGUGUUAAUUGCAACAACCAUUUUGGUUGCAAGAUUUUACAUUCAGUACGCUUAUGGUUAUUGGAAACGAAAAGGAGUCCCAUUUAUCAAACCUACGUUCCCGUUUGGUGCGUUUGCAAAGGCAUUUUUGCAAAAAAUCUCGAUUGAUGAUCAAAUCAAAGAAGUGUACAAUAGUUCCACCGAGCCGUUUGUCGGCGUUUACAGUUUGCUAACGCCUGUAUUGGUGAUUCGUGACCCCGAAUUGAUUCGAGCCAUUUUAAUAAAAGAUUUUUCAAGCUUCCCGUCUCGUGGAUGGUAUGUAAAUGAGGAUGUGGAUCCAAUGGCACACAAUAUGCUCGUUCAAAACGGCGACGCAUGGAAAAAUUCACGAACAAAACUAUCGCCAGCAUUUACAACAGGUCGAUUAAAAGCAAUGUUUAACACGAUAAUCAAGUGCGGUAAUUCACUCGAAUGUUUGAUUGAUGAUUACGCAAAAAGUGGUGACGUUUUGGAGAUACGUGAAGUAUUUGCACGAUUUGCAACAAAUGUAAUAGCAUCCGUUUCGUUUGGCAUUGACAUCGAUUGCAUUCGCCAUCCGGAUUCAGAGUUUCGACAAUAUGGCAAGCAAUUUUUUGAGCCAACCAUUCGAAAUGCUUUGCGUAAUACUGGUUCAUUUUUUGCGCCGUCACUCGCAAGAUUAUUGCGAUCACGAUUUGUCGAUAAGGAUGUAGGUGAUUUUAUGAUUGACACGGUGAAAAAAAAUUUAGAAUUUCGAGAACAGAACAAUAUUAUACAGAAGGAUUUCUUUCAAUUGUUGAUGCAAUUGAGAAAUACGGGCAAAGUAAAAGAUGAUAACGAUGAUUGGAGCACAAAUGCAACGACAUCAGGUGAAAAAUUAAUGAGCAUCAAUGAAAUUGCUGCACAGUGCCAUGUUUUUAUUGUAGCAGGUUAUGAAUCAAAUUCAACAACCAUGUCAUUUUGCAUGUAUGAAUUGGCCAAAGCACAAGAUAUUCAACAAAAAGCGUACGAAGAAAUUGUUGAGGUUCUCGAAAAACACGACGGCCAAUUGACAUACGAUGCACUUGCUGAUAUGAAAUACAUGGAAUAUUGCAUCGAAGAAACUUUACGAAUGCACACCCCGUUUGGAUUCUUCACGAGGCGAUGCGUAAAUGAUUAUAGAAUACCAGAUACGAAUGUUGUUAUUGAAAAAGGUACACAGGUGAUGAUUUCGGUUGAUGGCAUUCAGUAUGAUCCAAAAUACUAUGAGGAUCCAUUGGAAUUUCGGCCCGAACGUUUCAGCGAUGAAAAGGUCUCAUUUGCUGAACGACCAUUUCUCUCUUUUGGCGACGGGCCGAGGUAUUGUAUUGGAAUGAGAUUCGCCAAGCUGCAGACAAAACUGGGCAUUGUACUUUUACUGAAGAAAUAUAAAUUCGAACUUAACCCCGAAUAUCAUAAAAAGCAAGAGCUCGAGAUGAAUUCGCGGGGAUUAGCCAAAUUGCCCACUUAUGGAAUAAAUUUAAAUGUUAGCUUCCGUGAACAGUUGUAGCCAGUUGCACACCAUUGCUGCAAAGACACUUAGUUAUUAGCGCCAUCUAGUUCGUGCGAGAAAAAAUCUUCAUAUUUCACACACGUACUAUUGAGUUACUUCACUAUGCGCCAGUGAUACGUGUUUUGCAGCAACCCAGUGGCCAGUUGUAGCACAAUACACAUUUUUAUUGUAUCAAUCAAGUUUAAUAAACGUUAACGCUAGACUCUGAAGUCCAAAUCUUUUGAUAAAGACGAUUUAAUUGUUUUAUUUUUGUUGGUCGGUGUGCCACUUAAGCGCAUGUGUAUGUACUACGUACACAUAUGCAGAGGUUUUGCAA
Contarinia nasturtii (swede midge) is the source of this 1872-nucleotide messenger RNA. Its product is annotated as probable cytochrome P450 6d5. Gene Ontology annotation, molecular function: monooxygenase activity; oxidoreductase activity, acting on paired donors, with incorporation or reduction of molecular oxygen; iron ion binding. Lineage: Eukaryota; Metazoa; Arthropoda; Insecta; Diptera; Cecidomyiidae. Bases 9 to 1553 code for a protein of 514 amino acids. The transcript is spliced from 4 exons. The record is from RefSeq and is a predicted model, not a curated record.